This is a messenger RNA of Paralichthys olivaceus (Japanese flounder), 3969 nucleotides long. RefSeq names its product inhibitor of nuclear factor kappa-B kinase subunit alpha-like. The record is from RefSeq and is a predicted model, not a curated record. NCBI's taxonomy places the organism in Eukaryota, Metazoa, Chordata, Actinopteri, Pleuronectiformes, Paralichthyidae. Gene Ontology annotation, cellular component: cytoplasm; IkappaB kinase complex. Gene Ontology annotation, biological process: positive regulation of transcription by RNA polymerase II; peptidyl-serine phosphorylation; tumor necrosis factor-mediated signaling pathway. Gene Ontology annotation, molecular function: ATP binding; IkappaB kinase activity.
ACACACACACGGCGCAGCGCUGAAAACAAGACACACGCAAACACGCACGCGCACAGAGGCAGCGUCAGACUGAGGCUCAUGACAGCGUCGCAGAAAGUCACAGUGUAGUUGCAGCCAUGGAGAAACCUCCCUUCAGGCAGAACCAGAGCUGUGGAGACUGGGAGCUGAAGGAGAGGCUGGGAAUGGGAGGCUUCGCCCAUGUUUACCUCUACCAGCAUCACGAAACAAACGAAAAGCUUGCUGUAAAAAUGUGUCGUCUAGAGCUCACUCCAAGAAAUAAGGACAGAUGGAGCAGAGAAAUCCAGAUCAUGAAGAAAUUAAAUCACAUAAAUGUUGUGACAGCCCGAGAAGUCCCAGACGAGAUGAAGUACAUAGCCUUAAAUGAUCUUCCCCUGCUGGCCAUGGAGUACUGCUCCAGAGGAGACCUGAGGAGGGUUCUGAGCAAACCUGAAAACUGCUGCGGUUUGAAAGAGAGUGAAGUUCUGUCCUUACUCAACGAUGUUGGAGCUGGUAUCCAGUAUCUGCAUGAAAACAAGAUCAUCCACAGAGAUCUUAAACCUGAGAACAUUGUGCUUCAGGAUAUCAACGGAAAGCUGGUUCACAAAAUCAUUGACCUGGGCUACGCUAAAGACCUGGACCAGGGGAGUCUGUGCACCUCCUUUGUCGGCACGCUGCAGUACCUGGCACCCGAGCUGUUUGAGAAUAAGCCGUACACCGUCACUGUGGACUACUGGAGCUUUGGUACAAUGAUAUUCGAGUGCAGUUGUGGUUUCCGUCCUUUCUUGCACAACCUUCAACCUGUGCAGUGGGCGAGCAAAGUACGGAAUAAAGGUCCUAAAGACAUCAUGGCGGUGGAAGACCUGAACGGAGAAGUCAGAUUCUCCACACACCUCCCUUACCCCAACAAUCUGAGCAGGACACAGCUGGAGCCGAUGGAGUCUCUGCUUCAGCUGAUGUUAAAGUGGGAUCCUGUCUACAGAGGAGGCAAAGUGAAUCCCGACACCAAGAAACCCAUGUGCUUUGAAGUACUGGAGCAGAUACUGAGUACAAAGGUCGUCCACAUCCUGAACAUGACCACAGCCCAGGUCCACUCUUUCCAGCUGACUCCAGACGAGAGUCUCCACAGCCUGCAGAAACGCAUCGAGGCCGAGACCAAGAUCGAAGUGGUGAACCAGGAGCUGCUGCAGGAGACGGGCGUAUCACUAGACCCCAGGAAGUCCGCCGCGCAGUGUGUCUUAGAUGGAGUGAGAGGCUGGGACAGCUACAUCGUCUACCUGUUCGACAAGAGCAUCACCAAGUACUCUGGGCCCUUCAGUGCCAGACAGCUGCCGGACAAAGUCAGCACCAUCGUUCAAGAGGCCAAGACCCAGCUGCCCCUGGUGGCGCUGAAGAAGGUUUGGGGUGAAGCAGUGAGCUACAUCUGUGGACUAAAGGACGACUACAGCCGACUGUUUCAAGGACAGAGGGCAGCGAUGCUGAGCCUCCUGCGCUACAACACCAACCUGACCCGGUGUAAGAACAGCAUGUUCGGCUUCUCUCAGCAGCUGAAAGCCAAGUUAGAUUUCUUCAAGAGCAGCAUCCAGUACGACCUGGAGAAGUACAGCGAUCAGAUGCACUAUGGCAUAUCCUCUGAGAAGAUGCUGAAGGCCUGGCAGGAGAACGAGGAGCGAGCUGCUGCUUUCGCACAGGUGGCAGAGGUGAGCCACUUGGAUGACGAGAUCAUGGCUCUGCACUCGGAGAUCGUGGAACUUCAGAGGAGCCCGUACGCUCGGCGCCAAGGAGACAAGAUGGAGCAGCUAGAAGAAAAGGCCAUCGAGCUCUAUAAGCAACUGAAGAUGAAGUGCAAAAUAUCUGAGACAGAUGUGAGCAGCGACAGCUCUGAGAUGGUGAAGGCCAUUAUUCAAACCGUUCAGAACCAAGACAAGGUCCUCAAAGAUCUGUACACGCACCUCAGAAAAAUCCUGAUCAGCAAACAAAAGAUCAUUGACCUGUUUCCACGGAUUGAGAAAACCCUGGAGAGCAUCAAGGACGCUGACAACACAGUGAUGCAGAUGCAGAUAAAGAGACAGAGAGAGUUCUGGCAUUUGCUGAAGAUCGCAUGUGCUCAGAACUCGUCUCGGAGCUCGAUAGCAGCCAGCCCAGAGUCGUCCAACCUGAUGCAGGUUUCUCAGUGGUCACAGUCGGCACAACCCGUCAGCUCCCCACAUCCUCUGACCUCCCUACCUGGGCCCAACGACAGUGAUGCAGCUCCACGUCUGCUGCAGGAGAACCAGAAGUACCUCAGUCAGCUGACCAGCCUGAUGCAGGAGGCGGCUGAUGAACAGACCAAGAGCAUAGUGGACCAAGACUGGAGCUGGACAAAAUACGAAACUUUAACAACAAAAUUAAAAAAGCAAAACGCGUAAGACCUGUGUGCGUCCUCCAUCCCUGCUCCGAGUAACACUAAGGACUGUGAGCUGUGAACGCAGCAGAACGCCACCACGACAUUGUACAGUUGUACAUGGACUCGGGAUAUUCUCUUUAAAAAAACCAAAACAAAACGGUUCUCUCUCUCUUUUAAUAAAAAAUCAGAGUUCACACCUGCUCAGUGGUGUCCGUCCCAUCGUCUCACGCGGUGGAACGUUUGAUCGAUGAAUAUUCCUGUUUUUCUACAAGUGUCCCUCCCGUCCUCUGUUUCCUUCUGCUGCACUAAGUUUAUCACAACUCAUGAAAACCAACGAUGUUCAUUUGUACUGUUCAUUGCAAAACUGUAGCAGCAGAUUUGAGGGUUCGAGGACGAUGUGAAUCACGUGGGAGAAUAUUUGACAGAAACAAGAGAAGCCUCGUGACACCAGGAAAGGACGGGAAGUGGGCGAGCGGGUGGGGGGGGGGGGCGUUGGAGGAGGAAAUUACAAUCAAGCAAACAGCACUUUGAUACUCCCAUGUAUCCUCUCUGUACCGAGACGAAGCGUCCCAGGCUGACGAGACGGAAACUGUUAUUCUCACACUCGAAAUCGAUUUCGUAUGAUUUACUAUAAACAUUCUGGCGUUUAGAUUCCGUGCACGUGUUGUUUUCCUUCAAGUUCAUUUUCGAAUCAAGUAUUUUAUAUCACAGGCAGAAGUCUCUGUCAUGAUGUGUGUGACAGACGUGGCGGGCCAUCAUGUGCAUACUUUGUCUUUAAUGUACGUCUGUCUUUUUAAACCGGAGGUUCGGGUCUCGUUGACACACACGCUCUGUUUCACUGGACGGUCGAGGCUGCGUUCGUGUCAUAUGAAGCCAAAACAACGAUGAGUCCAUUUAUUGAUUAAUGUCAAGAUUUGUAGUUUCUCCACUGUAACGAUUUAAACACGAUACAAUAAUAAAAAUAAUAAGAAUUCAUUGAAUAUCUUUGAGUUGUGGAUUAAUACGAACAUAAAGAAUAUUUAAAUACACAGUAAAUGUCCCAGUGGGCUCAAAUUCAUUUUUAAUUAUUAAGAAAACAGAGUUCAAUUUGAUAUCUGCUGGUUGGAGCAGAGGAGUACGUGACAUCCUCUUUUUCUAAUUCAGAAAGAAAAGUCAUUUGAUGAUGAUCUCUGUGGUAAACGUGUUGAGUGCAGCCCCCUCGAUCCUGUGAGUUCAAACACGGGGCUCAGCGGUUUAUGACGUGAACGCAGGCUUCAGUUUUCGUGGAGGCGUGAGACGACCUGGUUUCCAUUCAAAUAAAAUGUCUGUAGCACGUUCGGCCUCUUCAGCCGCUGAGCGUCAGGUGUCGUUGACUUCGGGCCAGAGAGGAAGUAGCCUUCUGAGUUGUAUUUAUGAAGUUGAAGUGCAAUGGAGAGAAGAUAUUUUUUAUAUUUAAGUAACUUGAUUUGUUGGUCUUCUUUUGAUUAGAGUAUUUUUGUUUCCAUCCGAUGGUUUCAACUUGUCUCUGAAUGUUUAAUUUUUAGAAAUGUCGGUGUAUAAAGAUCAAAUGUUUGCCUGGAAAUAAAAUAAAAAGACUUUGGCAUGAC